This is a messenger RNA of Condylostylus longicornis, 1449 nucleotides long. Its product is annotated as craniofacial development protein 2-like. Bases 1 to 1449 code for a protein of 482 amino acids. Gene Ontology annotation, cellular component: nucleus. The record is from RefSeq and is a predicted model, not a curated record. Gene Ontology annotation, biological process: chromatin remodeling. The transcript has a single exon. Lineage: Eukaryota; Metazoa; Arthropoda; Insecta; Diptera; Dolichopodidae.
AUGAAGGAACAAUCAAAACUAGCCCAAAUCGAGAAAGAAAUGAUUAGAUAUAAAGUAAAAAUACUUGGAUUGAGUGGGAUAAGGUGGCCAGAUCAGGGAGAAAUAUCAACCUCGAACAAUAACAUCCUCUUAUACUCGGGAAAUCCAGCUGGCGAACAUGGAGUGGGCAUAAUUAUAGAAAAAACGCUCAGAAAGAGCUUAUUGAUAUGGAAACCCGUCUCAAAUAGAAUAAUAUCUGCACGACUCAACUCGAAAGUGAAGAAAAUCACGAUUGUGCAAUGCUACGCACCUACAGAAACCGCAACGGCUGAGGUCAAAGACGAAUUCUAUGAGCAGUUAACAUCAGUACUAAGCUCUGUCCCCAAAUCCGACAUACUACUACUAACGGGGGACUUCAACGCGAAGGUGGGUAGCGUUAAAACUUGGCCAACAAUAGGACUGCGUGGCACUGGCACACGAAACAACAACGGAGAAAGAUUAAGAGAUAUAGCUGAACAACACGGUCUAGUAAUAGGUGGUACAAUAUUCCCACACAAAGAAAUACCCAAAUACACUUGGGUAUCCCCGGAUGGUAGAACGAAAAACCAAAUAGACCAUAUAUGUAUCGCUCAGAGAUGGGUAAAGUCACUAACGGACGUGAGAACUGGGAGGGGACCGGAUGCCAAGAGUGACCACAUGUUCCUAACAGCAGACAUAAAAAUCAAACUAGCAGCCAAAAGAGUCACAGAAGGUAGUAGACUAAAGCGGCUCGACGUUCGCAAGUUGAGAACAGAAGCUACCAAGCAAGAAUUUGUACCAAGUGUCCAGCAGAAAAUUAGCAGACGUCAAAAUUUAAAUCAAAAACUAACACAGGACAUAUAUCGUCAAUCUGGUGAGGAAGUCUUGGGCACCGUUAACCAUCAAAAGAAAGAAUGGAUCUCUGACGAAACAUGGGCUGCUAUAGAACAAAGAAGAAUCAUAAGACAACAGCUUCUGAUAAGUAAUGAUCCGACUUUAAAAGAUUCACAUAGCUCAAUAUGUAGAAAAAUUAAGAAAAUGGCUAGAAAAGAUAAGAGAAAAUUCUACAACGACAUAGCAAGAGAUGCCCAAAUAGCCGCAGAACAGAAUAACGCCCGACUGCUACAUAGAAAAAAAGAUAUUCUCUCAAACAAGAAUCACCGGAAACUAAGACCUAUAAAGGAUAAGAACGGCAGUCUACUCACAUCAACCCAAGAACAGCUGAGAAGAUGGAAGGAUUACUUUGCAGAAACCAACACACAUGUCCAAAAUACAGAACUCGAAGACCAAGAGCCAAAUAUUAGAGAAGAUCCUACCAUUGAAAGAGGGGCACCAACCAUAAGGGAAAUAGUGGAGGCAAUCAAAAAGCUGAACUCAAUAGAACAGAGGGAACUGAUGGCAUUCCUGCAGAGCUGUUUAAAGCAGGAAAAAUUACAGCAGCCAACGCACUGA